AUAGAGAUGGUAACGAUUGUCUGUCUCCUAUUGGUGAAGGGGACAGAGAAGAAGAGUAUUUUAGCCUUUUCUUGUGAUAUUUUCCUAGAUUUUGAGCGGUCUUAUCUUUACUUCUCCAACUCAGAUUACCAUGUCUACGGUUCCGGUGAAGUCACUACCACCGGUUGGCUUAUAUCCUAUUCGCCGGAACCUCGCUAGUACGACGACUUUGAAGUCCCAGGCAAUGCCCACCUCCGUCGGGUUGUCUACUUAUAAUAGAUGCUUUGAAUUUAAAUCUUCGAGCCAGAUGAGGAAUCCAGCGUUUUUAAGCCACCGUCGGCGAGUUAGUACGGUGGUGGCUUCAGCCGGGAACAUGACUGCACCGUCGUCUUGGGAGUCUUGGAUGCCAGAUAAGAAGGCGGCGGCGACGACUCUAUUGCUGAGUGACGUCAUUUGGCCCGCAGCUGGAGGGUUUGCGGCGAUGGCAAUAAUGGGAAGAAUGGAUCAAAUGUUAUCUCCAAAAGGGAUUACAAUGUCUGUUGCACCACUUGGUGCCGUCUGCGCCAUUCUUUUCACUAGUCCAUCUGCUCCUGCUGCUCGGAAAUACAAUAUGUUUUUAUCUCAAAUAGCUUGUGCUGCGAUUGGAGUGGUAGCGCUCUCCGUAUUCGGUCCAGGUUGGCUCGCCCGGAGCGUUGCCCUCGCCGCUUCUAUUGGUUUUAUGGUCAUUGCUCGUGCCAAUCACCCUCCUGCGGCGAGCCUACCACUAAUGUUCAUAGAUGGAGCGAAGUUCCAUCACUUGAAUUUCUGGUACGCUUUGUUCCCAGGUGCAGCCGCAUGUGUCAUUCUAUGCCUUAUCCAAUCAGUCGUGUGCUACUUGAAGGAAAACAUAAAAUUUUGAUGAAUCAUCAAGCGACAAAUAUGAUCGAAUGAUAGAUAUAAAUAAGUGUACAAAUAUACACAUAUUUAUGGAACCAUUGUGAAUGUAUUUUGUUUAUCUAUGUAUAUUCAUUCCCUUGUACGUAUAAAUACGUUCUUUUUUUAGUUAUCAUCUGAGACAUUUAACGUAUCACAAAACGAGACGGAUUUUUUUCC
Messenger RNA from Raphanus sativus (radish), 1071 nucleotides. RefSeq lists its product as uncharacterized. The record is from RefSeq and is a predicted model, not a curated record. The transcript has 5 exons. The coding region runs from base 131 to 877 and encodes 248 amino acids. Lineage: Eukaryota; Viridiplantae; Streptophyta; Magnoliopsida; Brassicales; Brassicaceae.